Molecule: messenger RNA, 1042 nt
Organism: Echinops telfairi (small Madagascar hedgehog)
Lineage: Eukaryota; Metazoa; Chordata; Mammalia; Afrosoricida; Tenrecidae
Gene: ISOC2
Product: isochorismatase domain containing 2
Exons: 6
Coding region: 116-733 (205 amino acids)
Cellular component (GO): cytoplasm
Source: RefSeq, a predicted model, not a curated record
CGCUGGACACAGGACGUGGACGUCGGAAGUCUCGGGCUGACAGGUGAGCGGCCUUCAGUCCCCAGGCGUCACCUGCGGGGAUCCGGCCUGCGAUCCAACCCGGCGCCCUGCGGACAUGGCGGCUGCCAGGGGCGGCCUGGGCCGAGUGCACCCCGGCUCAUCCAUCCUGUUCCUAUGCGACAUGCAGGAGAAGUUCCGCCACAGCAUCGUCUACUUCCCUGAGAUCGUCUCCGUGGCCGCCCGCAUGCUCAAGGUGGCUCGGCUGCUGGAGGUGCCGGCAGUGCUGACAGAGCAGUACCCGCAGGGCCUGGGCCCCACGGUGCCGGAGCUGGGAGCCAAUGGGCUGCGGCCACUGCCGAAGACCUGCUUCAGCAUGGUGCCUGCUCUGCAGCAGGAGCUGGACGCCCGGGCGCAGCUGCGCUCCGUCCUGCUCUGCGGCAUCGAGGCUCAGGCCUGCAUCCUGAACACAGCCCUGGACCUCCUGGACCGCGGCCUGCAGGUCCACGUGGUGGUGGACGCCUGCUCCUCCCGCAGCCAGGUGGACAGGUUGGUGGCGCUGUCCCGCAUGCGCCAGAGCGGUGCCUUCCUCACCACCAGCGAGGGACUCAUUCUGCAGCUUGUGAGGGAUGCCGCGCACCCUCAGUUCAAGGAGAUACAGAAGAUUAUCAAGGAUCCUGCCCCGGACAGCGGGCUGCUGGGCCUCUUCCAAGGCCAGAACCCCCUCCUCAGAUGACCUACCUCCUGUCCCCCAAGCUUGGAUGUCGCCACCCCCACCCACCCCGUUUCUGGAUCCCAGGAGUGGUGCAGUCCACCGGGAGUACCGCCCCCCUGGGAGGGGAGGUAGAGUGCCGCCUUCCCAUUGGACACUGCCUCCCGGAAAUGCAAAUGAAACUCCUGGAAGCUGGGAAGGGGUUGGUUAAGCGGAGCCGGAGGCGGAGCGUGGCCCCGGGCCACUUCACGGUGGGGGAAGGGAAGGGGGAGAGGGUGUCACGGAGUGUGUGGGACCUGGACUUGCUGAAUAAAACAUUGAUGAGACUGUGGA